Messenger RNA from Gasterosteus aculeatus aculeatus (three-spined stickleback), 2934 nucleotides. It is a transcript of the gene pdk4, whose product is annotated as pyruvate dehydrogenase kinase, isozyme 4. Gene Ontology annotation, molecular function: pyruvate dehydrogenase (acetyl-transferring) kinase activity. Gene Ontology annotation, cellular component: mitochondrion. The record is from RefSeq and is a predicted model, not a curated record. Gene Ontology annotation, biological process: regulation of glucose metabolic process; protein phosphorylation. Lineage: Eukaryota; Metazoa; Chordata; Actinopteri; Perciformes; Gasterosteidae.
CUACGCCCCGCCCAGCAAUAACGCACACCGCUCAGCGUACGAAAGUUGCAUUUGAAGGGCAGAAGAUCGACUUGUCGGGAGACAAGGAAGCCGCUCGAGAGAGAAAAACAAACAAACAAAUAAACAACAACAACGAUGGAGAACUCACAACCAGCACCUUCCACCAUGUUGAUUUAACGACGUCUGUCUGUGCGCGAGGCCGAGCGGGCAGCUAAUACGUGCUAGCUAACGGUCGCCAAACUGGAGCCGACCGGAGGAAGAAAGAACAGUUUGUCCGCUUAAAAACACCGACGGUCGGAGUCUGCGAAGGACGUGGGGACGAUGAAGUUUGCUCAGUUCCUGCUGAAGAGCAGCUCCGUCUCGGGGAUACCGAGACAAGUGGAGAGGUUCGCCAAGUUCUCCCCCUCUCCCUUGUCUAUGAAGCAAUUCAUUGACUUCGGCUCGGCCGAUGCAUGUGAGAAGACCUCCUUUGUGUUCCUUCGGCAGGAGCUUCCUGUGAGACUGGCCAACAUCAUGAAGGAGAUCGAUUUCCUCCCUGACAAGCUGCUCGGCACUCCGUCCCUGAAGCUCCUCAUCAGCUGGUAUUCCCAGAGUUUGAUGGAGAUAGUAGAUUUCUUAGAGAAGGAUCCAGAUGAUAAGGAUGUCCUGACAAACUUCACACAGACUCUGGUCAACGUCCGCAACCGGCACAACAACGUGGUGCCCACCUUGGCCCAGGGGGUGGUGGAGUACAAGGACGCCUUCGGCGUGGACCCCGUCACCAACCAGAACGUCCAGUACUUCCUGGACCGCUUCUACAUGAGCCGGAUCUCCACGCGCAUGCUCAUGAACCAGCACACCUUGAUCUUUGACGGCAGUGUGAACCCAGCCCACCCUAAACAUAUCGGCAGCAUCGACCCCAGCUGUGCCGUGGUGGAGGUAAUAAAAGAUGCCUAUGAUACUUCGAAGAUGCUUUGUGAGCAAUAUUACCUGACCUCUCCGGAUAUGGAGAUCAUAGAAGUCAAUUCCAAAAACCCUGACCAACCCCUGCACAUAGUCUAUGUGCCGUCUCACCUGUACCAUAUGCUGUUUGAGCUUUUCAAGAACGCCAUGAGAGCAACAGUAGAGACGCACGAGACGAGCCCCGCGUUGCCCCCCAUCAAAGUGCGAGUCUCACUGGGAACGGAGGACCUCACCAUCAAGAUGUCCGACAGAGGAGGCGGAGUCCCGCUGAGGAAGAUCGAGCGUCUGUUCAGCUACAUGUACUCGACGGCUCCGAGUCCAGUCCACAUGGACAACUCCCGCAAUGCACCACUGGCUGGCUUUGGCUACGGCCUGCCCAUCUCUCGACUGUAUGCCAAGUACUUCCAGGGAGACCUGCAGCUCUACUCCAUGGAGGGCUACGGCACCUCGGCUGUCAUAUACCUGAAGGCUCUGUCCUCCGAAUCAGUGGAGAGGCUUCCUGUUUUCAACAAGUCAGCCUUGCGGCAUUACCAGACGAGCAUAGAGGCGGACGACUGGUGCAUGCCCAGCAGGGAUCCAAAGAAACUGGGCAACUCCAAGUGGAUUCUGUGAUGGCGGACGCAAGUGAAGGACACUCUUAUGUAGUUUAAUUUAAAGAAUUAUAGGUUUAAAAAGAAAAGGGUCCACGUUGGAGGAAUGAACAAAGUGGUUCUGUGAGUGGGGGAAGGCGCCGAAGGCUUUCAGCAUGCUACGGGACCUGGACUUGUGGAUCCAUUCAUCCUCUCAUUUCUCACAGAGAGAAGCAGAAAUACUUUAAGAUAAAUGCACCGAAAUAACUGAACUAUUACUAGAAGCCUCAAGGCAUUUUAAUGUAGUUAUGCUGUACAAUGAUUACUGCCGGCUGUUGGUAAUCUAACAAGUAUUAAUCUUAUUUUUCAGGUAUAAUAAACCUGUUAUACUUUGUUAAUCAGUAUGAAGAAUAUGAUUGCAAUACUGUAAGACUGAAAAAAUAGUCUUUCAAUUGAAUUACCUUGUUGAGGUAAUUGAAUUAAAUGUUUAUCAAGGCUCAGAAAAGCCAGCCAAAGCCAGCAGGUUCAUUUGAGUUAAACAGAACGCAUUCACAACCAGCACAAAGACAAAGGGAGAAAAGUAUUUUCCUCCACUGUUGGACAUGUAGGCAUUUCAUUCAUUCAUUACUUACAGCACUGACUGACAACUUCUGUAUUUCAAGCUGGUCUAUUUCAGACUCAAUUACAUAAUUUCAGAGACAUUAUAAGGAGAAUUUGCACUGGUCUUGUGUGUGGUGUAACAUUACAUCAAUGUAUUUUAGCGUGUUUUAUGUGAUGUUAAAAUGAUUGAUGGAGUUCCAGAUUGCAAAAGGAGGACGUGCCUUUCUGGAAGUAUAAACAGAUACAAAGUUAUUGCAACAUAUUUGAAGUUAAUCUGUUUGGUUAAACUGUGAAUAAUUUUCUUCGAACUGUAAAACUGCCAAAUUAUCCAUGACUGUCUCAAUAAUAAUAGACACAGAACUGAAAUACAAACUUUUUAAACCUGCUCCAAGAAAGUUUGAUGUGCUUUCAAAGAGUAACUGUCUAGAACUGCCAUUUGGGAACAUCAAGUGUUUUGAAAUGAUGCAUGUUGUACAUUCUAGUGAGUCACUGCAGAGGGUGCGACGGACGUCAGGAGGAACGGACGGGACAUGCUAAGACAAGUCUGAGUAAGCUGUAUUGAUCUAACAGAUUAGUGUUUUCUUUAUCCAACAUACAUUUAACCUCUUACUCAUUUUGCCAAGUUUGUAGCAUUUAGAAUGAGAACGAGAUCUUGCUGAUUCAAAGGUGAACACUAACUUUAUAUUGUCUCCAGCGGACACGUUGCAUUGUGUACUGUAUGGAUAUUAUUGUCUGUGUUUGUGUGUUACUGUACCUUGUGGCCACAGUAGAAAGACCAGUGAAUGUGGAAAAUAAAUCUCGCUUAGGCAACCAGCAAAACUCA